Molecule: messenger RNA, 2003 nt
Organism: Sphaerulina musiva SO2202
Lineage: Eukaryota; Fungi; Ascomycota; Dothideomycetes; Mycosphaerellales; Mycosphaerellaceae
Product: FKBP_C-domain-containing protein
Exons: 2
Coding region: 114-1625 (503 amino acids)
Cellular component (GO): chromatin; nucleolus
Molecular function (GO): macrolide binding; peptidyl-prolyl cis-trans isomerase activity
Source: RefSeq, a predicted model, not a curated record
AUCUCGACAGCAGUGCCUUUCAAUCCGCGCUCUAUCGUAUUGUCCAAAAAAUAGACCAACGGAGGUCGCGCACAUCGCCGAAAACGCCUUGCCCCCGAGUCUUGUACAACAAAAUGGCCGGUAUGCUUCCCAUGGCCCUCUAUGGCCUCGAGGUGCCUUGUGGGGACGUCGCCAUCCCAGCGCGCCCUGAUAUUCCGUCUGCCUACCGCAUCACCAUGGCUGCCAUCGAUCCAAGCGCCGAGCCUGAAGGAGAUGAGGGUGUGCCAGCCCGUGCGACGCUGAAAAUUAUCCGCCAGGCGCUCACCGAGGACUACUCGGACGAGGAAGACGACGACGACGACGACUUCGACAUUGAGGAGUUGGAGCGCAUGAUCGGGGAGCAAGGCGACUCGGACGAGGAAGAUAGCGAAGACGAAGAGGUCAAUGGCGGCCCAAGCGACCCAGCCAAGACCAAGGCUGCCCGCAAGGCUGCUGCUCAAAAAGCCAUUGCCCAGCUCAUCGCUGAGCAGGACGAUGAGGACGAGGAUAUGGAGGAUGCAGGGCUUGUCAACGGCAAAAAGUCUGCCAAAGCUCUUGGCAAGCGUCCUGCCGCGGAUGAUGAGGACGACGAGGACGACGAGGAGACCGACAGUGACGACGAGGGUGAGUACGAGGAGUUCGUCAUCUGCACUCUGGAUCCCACCAAAAACUACCAGCAACCGCUUGACAUCACUGUUGGCGAGAACGAGCGCGUUCUUUUCAAGGUUUCUGGUACCCACUCCAUCUACCUGACUGGCAACUAUGUCCAGCCAGCCGAUGAGCACCACCACGGACACGAGGGCAUGUACGACCCAGACAGUGAUGACGAGGACGACUACGAUCUCGAGCCAGACAGCGAUGAGCUGGACGAAUACGACGAGGAGGAUGACCUCGACGAUAUGGAGGACCCACGCAUCACCGAAAUCGAAGAUGAUGAAGAGGCACCAGCGCUCGUCAAGGCCACCAAAGCCGAGAAGAAGGGCAAGAACAAGCGCCCCGCUGAGGAGGAGACGGCCGACAGCUCCACCAUCGACGAGCUAAUCGCCAAUGCUACCAAGAAGGACGAGAAGCUGAGCAAGAAGCAAUUGAAGAAACUGAAGAAGAACGACGGCACUGCCGCCCCAGCCGACGAGGUUGCAAAGAAGGAGGCCGAGGCCCCAGGCUCGAACAAGUCUGACAAGAAGGUCUCAUUUGCCAAGGAGCUCGAGCAAGGCCCAACCCCUACCAAGGACGCGAAGAAGGACAAGGCUGCUGCUACCUCCGGCCCUCGUACUGUUCAGGGCGUCAAGAUUGAUGACCGCAAGCUCGGUUCUGGUCCAGCCGCCAAAUCGGGUGACCGCGUGAGCAUGCGCUACAUCGGAAAGCUCGAGAAGGACGGCAAGGUCUUCGAUUCCAACAAGAAGGGCAAACCUUUCAGCUUCAAGCUCGGCUCGGGAGAGGUCAUCAAGGGUUGGGACAUUGGUAUCGCUGGCAUGGCUGCUGGUGGUGAGCGACGUAUCACCAUUCCUGCCAACCACGCUUAUGGUAGCCGUGGUGCGCCUCCUUCCAUUCCCGGCGGAGCUACCCUCGUUUUCGAUGUCAAGCUCCUCGACAUCAACAAGAAGUAAAAAUUGUGAUCGAAGCAAGGAAAAGGAAAAGGAAGAGAAAAGAGUGUACAACUUACGGCUGUUACUGUACGGAAAAUGUAUGGACUAGUCUACUCCCAGUACCCCAAGCGCUGGAGGGAAGGACGACUAGAGUCUCUAUUAUCCACACGAGAGUUACUGCGAGUUCUGGUAUUUUCUUUGUGUGCGUGUGUGUGUUUUUUCUUUUCCUUUUAGUGUUGCUGGCAUUCUCGCGCUUCUCUUUGAAGAUACCCGACUUGCAUAGGUAUUCUUGUAGCAUUGCAGGGAUGAUGGGUGAAACUCCUCUGAUGGCGUGUGUAGGUAGGUAGGAUACUUAUGUAUCUAUCUCUGUGUACAAAAAUAAAAAAAAGUUCAUGGACG